AUGAGACAGCUGCGUUGCAGCCAAAGUGACGCAAUCGGUUGACGAAUAAAGCGCAAGUCUGCAGCCGACCAAAUGAGACACAGCCACUGUCAAGUAUCGUGAGACUGAAUGUAGCAGCACAACGUCAACCAGAGUCCUUCUCUCUUAGGUGAAAACAGAAGCUAAAGUGAAGACAUCUCGCGUAGUUCCCUGUAAGAACACAUGGGUCUACUGUUACUCUGAUGGCUGGUCACCUCCUCAAAGUCUCCUCGCUGGCCACAGCAGUGUUUGCCACCUCCGGGUUUUACCUGUACAACAGACAGCUGAACCUCAAUGACCUGAGUGUGAUCCGCUUUGGACGAGCUGCCACCACCACGGUGCUCAUCAGUUUCGACUAUAUCACUGCUUUCAAACAUGUGGAAUACGACACCGAGGAGUACUGGGCACUCAAAUCCAAGGUGCACCUGCGAUCCGCGGAGCGUCUUCGAGACUUGUGCUGUGCCAACCGGGGGACUUUCAUAAAGGUGGGCCAGCACCUCGGUGCUCUGGACUACCUGCUGCCUGAGGAGUACACAUCAACGCUGAAGGUGCUCCACAGCCAAGCUCCUCAAAGCAGUAUGGAGGAGAUCCAGCAGGUCAUCAGAGAAGACCUCGGCAAGGAGCUGUCAGAGUUAUUUGUUUCCUUUGAGGUGGAGCCUCAGGGUGCAGCUUCCUUAGCCCAAGUCCACAAGGCAGUUCUGCAUGACGGAAGGACUGUGGCCAUCAAGGUGCAACACCCCAAAGUCCAGAGACAGAGCUCCAGGGACAUAGUGAUCAUGGAGGUGAUGUUGAAGGCAGUCCAUUGGAUCUUCCCAAAUUUUGCCUUCAUGUGGUUGGUGGAAGAGGCCAAGAAGAACCUGCCACUGGAGCUGGACUUCCUAAACGAGGGACACAAUGCUGAGAAGGUGGCUAACAUGCUGGCCCACUUCACUUUUCUCAAGGUUCCCUUGAUCCAUUGGGAUUUGUCUACAAAGAGAAUCCUGACCAUGGAGUUUGUGGAGGGGGGGCACAUCAAUGACAGGAACUACAUGAAGCAACACGGCAUCAAUGUUAACGAGAUCUCAGAGAAUCUGGGUAAGAUAUACAGUGAAAUGAUCUUCGUCCAUGGAUUUGUCCACUGUGACCCGCAUCCAGGCAAUGUGUUGGUGCGAAAGUGUCCCCGGAGCAAGAAGACAGAGAUUGCCCUGCUGGAUCACGGCCUUUAUCAGGUCCUUCAGCCAGACUUCAGGUUGGACUAUUGCCGGCUGUGGCAGGCUCUGAUUAAAGGUGACAUGUCUGGGGUGGAACGUUACAGCCUGAGACUGGGAGCCGGAGAUCUGUACGCCCUGUUUGCCUGUGUGGUCACCUCUCGCUCGUGGACCGCCGUCAAUGCCGGCAUCACGUCGGUUCCUGUCACACGCUCAGAGGACGUUGAGAUUCAGAACAAUGCGGCCCAAUACCUGCCCCAGAUCAGCGAGCUGUUAAAUCGAGUGCCCCGGCAGAUGUUGCUGUUGCUGAAGACCAAUGACCUGCUCAGGGGCAUUGAGACCACUUUACAGACCAGAGCCUCCUCCUCGUCCUUCAUCAACAUGUCCCGCUGCUGCGUACGUGCCAUGGCCAGGCACAAGAGGAGUAAGGCUGGGUUCUGGAGGAGGCAUAUCCAGAUAACACUGGCAGAGUCCCUCGACCUGUGGAGACUCACCAUGUAUGAACUGUUUCUGUGGGUGAGCGGCUCGCCGUUGGGACGCUGGCUCACUGCUCUGCUGCCAUUUCUGCACUGAGACAUAUCUGGACAAUGGGACAAUAACAACAUACCAGAAGUUAACAUGUCUGCUCAUAUACAUUGUAUAUACACACACAUGAAUUCCACUUAUCUUAAUGAUAGUUAAGAUACUCUAACAUGUACAAGGUCACCACUUACUAAUUGAUGUCUAUCAACACUAGCAGGCAACUAUCUCUCCUGGUGGUGAUGGAGAUUAACACAUUGUCAUUGUAUAUUUGUCAUUCAAAAUAAGUAAUUGUAGUUUAAAGGUGAUUAUGAACUUGAAACUUACUUGAUCCGCCAUCUUACAUACAGUGUACAAUACCUGUCUGUAGAUUUCCACCACAUUCUCUUGUUUGUUCCUAUCAAAGUUCAAGUAAAUUGUAUUUUUUGCUUUUCUUUAAUCUUUGUUAUGGCACUGUUAAAAUGUAUAUCAUCUGCGGAUAUAGAACAAAAGUGGUUGAAUGUUUAAUAAUUUCUGAUAAAUUAAAAGGAAGCAGUAAUGUGAGAAUUCAA
Molecule: messenger RNA, 2275 nt
Organism: Pungitius pungitius (ninespine stickleback)
Lineage: Eukaryota; Metazoa; Chordata; Actinopteri; Perciformes; Gasterosteidae
Gene: adck1
Product: aarF domain containing kinase 1
Exons: 11
Coding region: 222-1778 (518 amino acids)
Source: RefSeq, a predicted model, not a curated record